Phlebotomus argentipes is the source of this 1327-nucleotide messenger RNA. Its product is annotated as actin, muscle. Gene Ontology annotation, biological process: mitotic cytokinesis. Bases 71 to 1201 code for a protein of 376 amino acids. The record is from RefSeq and is a predicted model, not a curated record. The transcript has 2 exons. Lineage: Eukaryota; Metazoa; Arthropoda; Insecta; Diptera; Psychodidae.
GUCGCUCCAAGUCGCGUCUCUCAGAGAUUCAUCAAGCCUCAUCCGGAACAGUUCAGUCAGUGCUUUAACCAUGUGUGACGAAGAAGUUGCUGCUCUUGUCGUUGACAAUGGCUCUGGAAUGUGCAAGGCCGGGUUCGCCGGGGACGACGCGCCUCGCGCCGUGUUCCCGUCCAUUGUGGGCCGUCCCAGGCACCAGGGAGUGAUGGUGGGCAUGGGCCAGAAGGAUUCCUACGUGGGAGACGAGGCGCAGAGCAAGCGAGGCAUCCUCACGCUCAAAUACCCCAUUGAGCACGGCAUCAUCACGAACUGGGACGACAUGGAGAAGAUCUGGCAUCACACCUUCUACAAUGAGCUCCGCGUGGCUCCCGAGGAGCACCCUGUGCUGCUCACGGAAGCUCCCCUCAAUCCCAAAGCCAAUCGCGAGAAGAUGACGCAGAUCAUGUUCGAGACCUUCAAUUCGCCAGCAAUGUACGUGGCUAUCCAGGCCGUGCUGUCGCUCUACGCUUCCGGACGCACGACCGGCAUUGUUCUGGACUCUGGAGAUGGCGUCUCGCACACUGUGCCCAUCUACGAGGGCUACGCCCUUCCACACGCCAUUCUUCGAUUGGAUUUGGCCGGCCGGGAUCUCACGGACUAUCUUAUGAAGAUCUUGACAGAGCGCGGCUACUCCUUCACCACCACAGCCGAGCGGGAGAUCGUGAGGGACAUCAAGGAGAAGCUGUGCUACGUGGCGCUGGACUUUGAGCAGGAGAUGGCCACAGCCGCCGCCUCGACUUCCCUGGAGAAGUCCUACGAGCUGCCCGACGGCCAGGUGAUCACCAUCGGCAACGAGAGAUUCCGCUGCCCCGAGGCACUCUUCCAGCCCUCCUUCCUGGGCAUGGAAUCCUGCGGCAUCCACGAGACCGUGUACAACAGCAUCAUGAAGUGCGACGUGGACAUCCGCAAGGAUCUCUACGCCAACACUGUCAUGUCCGGCGGCACCACGAUGUAUCCGGGCAUCGCCGAUCGCAUGCAGAAGGAGAUCACAUCCCUGGCGCCGUCAACCAUCAAGAUCAAGAUCAUCGCGCCACCGGAGAGGAAGUACUCCGUGUGGAUCGGCGGCUCCAUCCUCGCCUCGCUGUCCACCUUCCAGCAGAUGUGGAUCUCCAAGGAGGAGUACGACGAGUCCGGGCCCGGAAUCGUGCACAGGAAGUGCUUCUAAGCGCAAUUCUUCAAAGUAUUCUCUCAUCAAUACACUGUCUCAACCUAGGAGGUAUAAAAUCGCUCGUAUUAUUCUUUAAGAGAUGUAUUAAUAGAUCUUAAAUAAAUAAUUGAAAUUUCUAAGAUA